UCCCAUCUGUCACAAGGCUUUCUGGUCUUCCAACGAAGAGACAAAGUUCACUGAAGUCUAGUUAGAGUUCUCAAUUGGUGUCGAGUCCUCCGUGCGGCUCCACAUUCUCAAUGUUUCUCAGCUGGAAGCAGUCUGGAGAAGGAAAUGGAGCAAUCCAUACAAAGCUCCCGAUGACCUUUGAUCCUGUUAAGGGAAAGACUCAAAGUCCUCAGGCUUGUGCCGGCUGCCGCGCCCGGAAAGUGAAGUGCAUCUGGGACGGCGGAGGUUGCGAGCGCUGCAAAACAGCGGGCCGUGAAUGCAUCUAUGAAGCAACUAGAGGAGGCAAUAGUACACGGCGAAAGUCUAGACACGAUGCAUCGGGCCCAGGUGCCAGCACGAAAAGCAUCAAACGAGCAAGGACGACAGAUGAAUCGGCUGAUCCAGCUGAGCCAUUAUCGACAAACCAGUCCUCCCAGGAUGUCUCAGCUGCUGAGACAGCCACCGUCCAGACAAGCGGGUCCUCGUGCGACGACACAGAACUGUUGUGCAUGUCGUCGCCGAGUACAGAGACUAUUUUUGUGGACAGUAAUCUAGAUGCUAGCAUGUUGGACAUGAACAUAGAUCUAGACGCUGAUACCACGAACUCAUUCAACCAAGAAAUAUCCACAGACCUCAUACCUAUGCAUGGCGUUACGCUGGGCGACCUAGUGCAGUGGACUGGGGAGCCAUGGUCAUCAACCACGCCGUCUCUUCCGACGCCUGUGUCAGAGUUUCCGUCAUGCUACGAAGGAAAGCUUUCUGAUGGCAACCCAUGUCAGUGUCUACGACGUCUGGUUAUUUUAGUAGACGAGAUUGAAUCGAUAGCGCAUAGGAACAUUCUAAACUCUCCAGACAGGGCCCUGGCAGCGCAGAAAGAAGCUAUAGGAUGUGGCACCGAGAUGAUGGACUGCACAGCUUGCACUAGCCGUGUUGAGAAUAUGAUUAUUCUAACUCUCAUGGUGGAUAAGCUCGUGCAGACAUGCAAUCAAUUGGCCGAAGCCUGCUGUGCAGAGCUCAAAAACAAACCACCUGGCACGAAAACCCCUCGUCUAUCGCUCCAAAGCAACACUGAAGUGGCCAGUCACAGUUUAGGUCACGGAGGGCCUGAGAUGGAGCCCAACUCACCCUCGAGAGUCUACAGUAUCAACUCGUCGGUCGAGUAUUUCUUCGUCAUGGCGGGAAUCUUACGUUUUCAGCUGCUAGAGCUAUUCAACCUAACGCAGCAACUGCAGAUUGUAGUUGCCCCGCUUGCAUCGGACACCAUAGGCCAACGAUUGAAGAUGUGCACCGAAGCUGUCAAGGAUCUUCUGAAUAGGGCUGGCUUAACUCCGCUCGAGGCCCCCGAAGGAACGGGAACCUUGGUUAUGUAAAAAAUCCUGGGGGUGACGCGAUAUCGGGACCAAUCGGCACCAAGAUAUGCAUAAUUAGCUUUUGGCUUUACUGGGGUCGGGACGGGGU
Messenger RNA from Xylaria bambusicola, 1476 nucleotides. RefSeq lists its product as uncharacterized. NCBI's taxonomy places the organism in Eukaryota, Fungi, Ascomycota, Sordariomycetes, Xylariales, Xylariaceae. Gene Ontology annotation, biological process: regulation of DNA-templated transcription. The coding region runs from base 111 to 1388 and encodes 425 amino acids. Gene Ontology annotation, molecular function: zinc ion binding; DNA-binding transcription factor activity, RNA polymerase II-specific. The record is from RefSeq and is a predicted model, not a curated record. The transcript has 2 exons.